GCCGCCCCAACCUUCUGCAAAUGCACCUGCUUCACCAACUCCACCAUCAUCCGUCUAGGUCCCCAAGACUCUUCCUCCUCCUCCUCCCCCUCCUCCGCUCUAUCCAAACGCGCCGCUUCCGCCUCUUGCACCCAAUGCAACCGCGCCUUCUGCAUACAGAACCAGCUACCAAUAUGCAAAGAUGCGGCCGAGAAGGACAUCCUGACUAUGUGCUUCCAGCGCGACAGCCGCAAGGACCAGAUCAUCGUGUGGGGGUUCCUGCUGGGCACGGCGGGACUGUUGGGGUGGGCGGCCGUGAAGCGCGUAGUGGAGAUGCGAGAUGAGAAGCAGAAUAUGGGGGUUGCGGGGAUGGGGUUACCUAGUCCUGGGAGGGCGCCGGCUGGGAAUAGGGGGACGUACGUGCCUGUGGGCGAAGGGGAGAGGUGA
Molecule: messenger RNA, 426 nt
Organism: Pseudomassariella vexata
Lineage: Eukaryota; Fungi; Ascomycota; Sordariomycetes; Amphisphaeriales; Pseudomassariaceae
Exons: 2
Source: RefSeq, a predicted model, not a curated record